Messenger RNA from Tripterygium wilfordii, 1674 nucleotides. RefSeq names its product probable ADP-ribosylation factor GTPase-activating protein AGD8. Lineage: Eukaryota; Viridiplantae; Streptophyta; Magnoliopsida; Celastrales; Celastraceae. Gene Ontology annotation, biological process: COPI coating of Golgi vesicle. The record is from RefSeq and is a predicted model, not a curated record. Bases 132 to 1337 code for a protein of 401 amino acids. The transcript is spliced from 7 exons. Gene Ontology annotation, molecular function: GTPase activator activity.
ACCAAUAAAGAAGAAACAAUAACAACAAUUUGAGUUUCACAGUCUCUCUACUUCUCGCCGAGGAGGUGUUGUGAUCGCACCUCUUCGGACCCUCGUCAAUCCUUUCUCUCUGUUCUUUCUAUCGACCAAACAUGGCGUCCGACAGUUUUACCGAUAAGAACGCCGUCUUCAGAAAGCUUAGAGCCAAAUCAGAAAACAAGAUGUGUUUCGAUUGUAAUGCGAAGAACCCGACAUGGGCGUCUGUUACGUACGGAAUCUUCCUUUGCAUCGAUUGUUCUGCCGUACAUCGCAGCCUCGGCGUGCACAUCAGCUUUGUUAGGUCAACAAAUUUGGACUCCUGGACUCCUGAGCAAUUGAAAAUGAUGAGCUUUGGGGGAAACAACCGUGCACAAGUUUUCUUUAAACAGCACGGUUGGACUGAUGGGGGAAAAAUUGAGGCCAAGUAUACAUCAAGAGCUGCUGAUUUAUAUAGGCAGAUACUUUCGAAAGAAGUUGCUAAAAGUAUGGUGGAUGAGGCAAGCUUACCAUCAUCACCCAUCGCUUCUCAUUCCAUCCUGGCAACUAAUGGACUUCCUGAAGUAAAGAUCGAUGAGGCUCCUACAGAGAGUUCCUUAGAGAGGCAAGAAACAUCUGAAAUUGCACCUUCGCCAAAAGUUUAUCAUACAACAACUGUCAGUUCUAUCAAGAAACCUCUUAUUGCAAAAAAGACCGGGAAGUCCGGUGGAUUAGGUGCUCGAAAGCUUACUACGAAGCCGAGUGAAGAUCUCUAUGAUCAAAAGCCUGAAGAGCCAGUGAUUCCGGUUGCUUCUUCAACUAAAACUCCAACUGCUGGCUCUUCUUUUACAUCUCGCUUCGAGUAUCUGGAUACCAUCCAACCUGCUGCAUUGAGUAAUUCUGGCCCACAAGUAAUUAGCCAUGUAUCUCCACCAAAGUCUUCAAGCUUCUUUACCGACUUCGGAAUGGAAAGUGGCUUCCAGAAGAAAGCAAGCUCAAAUUCCCUGAAAGUGCAAGAAACUGAUGAGGCACGAAAGAAGUUCUCAAACGCAAAAUCUAUUUCAUCCGACCAAUUUUUUGGGGAUCGGAACAAAGCUGCUGACGCCGAAGCACAAAUGUCUUUGCAGAAGUUCUCAGGUUCCUCAGCGAUUUCUAGCGCUGAUCUUUUUGGUCACAACUCUGAAAUGUCCCUUGAUUCUGCUGCGAGUGACCUUAUUAACCGGCUCUCAUUCCAGGCACAACAGGAUAUCUCUUCCCUAAAGAACAUUGCAGGAGAGACAGGGAAGAAGCUUAGCUCCUUGGCAUCGAAUUUAAUAACCGAUCUUCAGGACAGAAUCAUUUGAUAAUUCAUUUUUUUUAAUGUUCUGAUUACGGAGUUCAUUACCUCACCGAUCCAAUUUCUUGUGUAGUCAAUGCGAAAUGAGUUUAAUUAUAUAUAUAUAUAUAUAUAUAUAUAUAUAUUUUUCCCCCCCCUGGGGUUCAAAUAAAACCUUAUAUUUCUUCUCCAUGAUAUACGACUUGCUGGUUUUCGAAGCUAGGUACUUGAGAAUGGUCGUGUUUUAGAUUUCUAUCAACUGUCUUAAUGGGAUUGACUUGGCUAUAGAAUUCCCAGACGAAAUUGUAUCCGCGAUUACUCCUAGUUAUGAACCCUUAUUCAUGCAUUGAUUCUUCUUUGUGGAA